Messenger RNA from Dufourea novaeangliae, 1973 nucleotides. RefSeq lists its product as uncharacterized. The record is from RefSeq and is a predicted model, not a curated record. Bases 1 to 1707 code for a protein of 568 amino acids. The transcript has 7 exons. NCBI's taxonomy places the organism in Eukaryota, Metazoa, Arthropoda, Insecta, Hymenoptera, Halictidae.
AUGUUGUAUCGAAGUGCAUCGUCGCGGCGCGGUAGAACAACGACGCCGGUCGCUGGACCGAGGGGACGACGUGCGAGCGUCGCAACAGAUAGACCAAUCGAUUUGUCGCAAACGAGUCCUAGAGGAACUAUGGAGCGGCUGCGAUCGCCGCGGAACAGCGUCGUUCCCGACAUCGCCCUCGAUGUCGAAACUGAUUUCGACCAGGGAGUGACCCUGAGGAUGCUGCCGGACCGAGACCAUUACGGUGAAUCGCAGGUCAUACUGAACAUGAGCAGGAGCCCUCGAAACUCUUUGCUACCGGACGAUUACUACAGGAGCCCGCGGAACGGUGUGCGAAGUCCUCGGAAUAGCUUGGUCCCCGAGAUUAGUCCAUCUCGAGAGACGUAUGGUUGGCGACAAUCAUUGGUCCCUGACGUUGCGCUGAGUCCCAGGAACUCGUUGAUACCGGACGUGGUGCACAAUCGUAGCCCACGGAACAGCUUGGUUCCGUUGAACGGCUCGCGAACCUCGUUGAUGUCCGACAACGACAAUCCGGUGUCAUGUCGCAGUCCCAGACACUCGUUGGUCCCGAACUCGUCGCGCAGUCCUCGAGGCAGUAUCACGAACAUGGAGCUGAUCGAUCGUAGCCCGCAGAGAAGUCCGCGCGGUUCGAUAGCCUCCGAUUACCUGAAUGAAAGUCCACGGAACUCGAUGGUGCCGUACGAGCCCGGAAGAACGUCCCGCGGCAGCAUAGGUGUGAACGACGCGCACAGAGGAUCGAUGGGCGCUAACGAAGUUAUCGACAGGACCCCGAGGGGCAGCCUGGGAGGACUGCCGGAGAGACGAGUCACAAAGACCAGUCUAAUGGCGCACAAUCCAAGGCGGGCUUCCGCUGAUCACGGUAUUACGAACAGCCGAAAUUCAUCCCCAUACCGGGAGAAGGAAAUAAACUCAAGAAAUGUGAGAUCGGGCGGAAGCACAGUCCAGAUGAAUCUGGGAUAUGGCCCGAAUGCUUUCGUGGAUUCCAGGCGUGCAAGCAGCUCUGUUUCACAGUUCUCAGGCGAUGAAUCACGCCGACUGUUCCAUAGCAGCGUCAAGGAACCGGAAGAUAAGAUGGAUAAUGGAAAUCUGACCGGCGUAACAUAUGGCUCAGUCGUCUUUCAACUGAAGGACGCGAAUCUGGAAGCAAACAGCACUUGCGACUUCGUUUUUCGAGGGUUGAAAGUAGUGAGCAAGACUCGGGUGGUUACUGUAUAUUUGAUGCUUCUGUCCACGAUACCAGUUCUAAUGCUCAUUUUUGGCUGGAAAUACUCCAGACAUUGUCCCCAAGAAGAUGGUAUCCCAAUCUACAUGAUCAUAGGAGGGACCCUAGGCUCCAUAUUCAUGUUUCUGGUAACUUACUCGCAGAUACGGUCAAGAAGACUGGAGAUCCUGACGGUACCGCCGCCGGUGCCGCAAAUAUCCUUCGUAAAACUGAUUACCGUCGUCUUAUCAUGCUUCCUGGCUGUUUGGUUCGCGAUGGGGAAUUACUGGAUUCUCCAUAUUAUGUGGCCGCUACACGAGGCCCAGAUCUACAAUCCAGAUAUGUUCUGCGACAAGACACUGUACAUCUUCUCCAUGGUACAUCUCGGCGUAAUCCACAUGACUUUCGCGAUCACGGUGUUCGUGAUGUUAGUGCUGACCUCAUUUAGAAUUCUCGGCUGGCCGUUACCGGAAAGAUACAGAUAACCUGGAAGAUCCAUACGACUAAAAAAAGUGGCCACAGACACCACAUGGACGACGAACAGUUUCUUUCAGGAGCACAUUUUGAAGACUGUCGUGGAACAGAACGAGGAUACCAGAAACUUUGAGAAUUUCGUGCACGUCUCCGACGACGAAGUCAAGUGUGUCACGAGGAUGAGUAAUAUCAAGCGUACGGGUCGGGGCGGUAAAGUAGCAUCGCAAAUCGUGGCUGAGUGGGACGACGACGGAUCGGACGAGAAAUUAUUAAAGCA